Molecule: messenger RNA, 2186 nt
Organism: Helianthus annuus (common sunflower)
Lineage: Eukaryota; Viridiplantae; Streptophyta; Magnoliopsida; Asterales; Asteraceae
Product: indole-3-acetic acid-amido synthetase GH3.5
Exons: 3
Coding region: 102-1901 (599 amino acids)
Cellular component (GO): cytoplasm
Molecular function (GO): indole-3-acetic acid amido synthetase activity
Source: RefSeq, a predicted model, not a curated record
CCCACACCACUCCCAUAAUCAACCUUCCAACCUUUUCUCUCUCUCUAGAACUCAGUGUUUCUCUCUCUACAUACACCACCGGAGACAUAACUCCCACCACCAUGCCUGAGGCACCAAACAACUCCACAACUGACUACAAUACUCUCACUGAAAAGAACAAAAAGUGUCUUGAAUUCAUUGAAGAUGUCACCUCUAACCCUGAUGAAGUUCAACUACGUGUUCUCUCGGACAUCCUCACCCAAAAUGCCACCGUGGAGUACCUCCACCGCCACGGUCUAUCCGGCCAAACUGACCGUGAAACGUUCAAGAAACUUGUACCCGUCAUCACAUAUGAUGAUCUCCAACCCGAUAUCACACGUAUUGCCAAUGGAGACCGAUCUCCGAUCCUCUCCUCUCACCCCAUUUCAGAAUUCUUAACCAGUUCGGGGACGUCUGGAGGAGAAAGAAAGCUCAUGCCCACCAUCGAAGCCGAGCUCGGAAGACGAACUUUGUUAUACAGUCUUUUGAUGCCGGUGAUGAGCCAGUUUGUACCCGGUUUGGAAAAAGGGAAGGGGAUGUAUUUCCUGUUUGUAAAAUCUGAGUCCAAGACUCCGGGCGGGCUUUUAGCCCGCCCAGUUUUAACCAGUUACUACAAAAGUAACCAUUUUAAAGAAAGACCAUACGACCCGUAUACAAACUAUACGAGCCCAAACGAGACUAUUUUGUGUCAAGACUCGUUUCAAAGCAUGUACUCCCAAAUGCUUUGUGGGUUGUGUUUGAACCAAGAGGUUCUCCGGGUCGGUGCGGUUUUCGCCUCUGGGUUCAUCCGUGCCAUCCGGUUUUUGGAGAAGCAUUGGGCGGUUUUGUGCAAUGAUAUCCGGACUGGCACGGUGAACCCAGUGAUCACUGACCCGGUGGUUAAAGAAGCGGUGCUUCGGGUUCUGAAACCCGACCCCGCUCUUGCUGAGUUUAUCGAGCGUGAAUGCUCGAAAAGCUCAUGGCAAGGGAUCAUUACCCGAAUCUGGCCGAACACGAAAUAUGUUGACGUUAUCGUAACCGGGACCAUGUCACAAUACAUACCCACUCUCGAUUAUUAUAGCAAUGGUCUCCCUCUUGUGUGCACCAUGUAUGCUUCUUCUGAAUGCUAUUUUGGAGUCAAUCUGAACCCACUUUGCAAACCUAGUGAAGUUGCAUACACCCUCAUCCCCACCAUGGCCUACUUCGAGUUCUUACCGGUCGGUAACAACGAUCAAGACCAAGAACCGAACCCUGUCGAUCUUUCUGAGGUUAAACUCGGUCAAGAUUACGAGCUUGUUGUCACCACUUAUGCUGGGCUUUAUAGGUAUAGAGUUGGUGAUUUGUUACGAGUCGUGGGCUUCAAGAACAAAGCGCCACAAUUCAGUUUCAUAUGUCGAAAGAAUGUCGCUUUGAGCAUCGAUUCGGACAAAACGGAUGAAGUCGAGUUGCACCAAGCGAUUGAGAAGGCAUCGGGCCAUCUAGUCCCAUUCGACGCAACCCUCAUCGAAUACACUAGCUUCGCCGACACCACCACAAUCCCGGGCCACUAUGUAAUCUUCUGGGAGCUAAGCGUAAAAGGCUCGUCGACUCAUGUGCCACCAUCCGUGCUCGAAGAUUGUUGCAUCACAAUCGAGGAAUCGCUAAAUAGCGUGUACCGACAGGGCCGGGCUUCUGACAAGUCGAUCGGGCCACUAGAGAUCCGACUUGUGGAGCCCGGCACUUUCGAUAAGCUGAUGGAUUACGCCAUUAGCUUAGGCGCAUCGAUCAACCAGUACAAAACACCAAGAUGUGUGAAAUUCGCACCCAUCAUCGAGCUUUUGAACUCGUUGGUGGUGUCGAAUUACUUCAGCCCGAAAUGCCCGAAAUGGUUUCCGGGUCAUAAGCAGUGGAACAACAUGAACUAAGAGGAGGUUGAUGAUCUCUUCAAUGGACUAUGAUGCCUAUGAUGAGUAUGGAACAACAAAUGUGAUCUAGGUAGUAUUAUUAUGUACAAAAGCAGUUUGCUGUUUUAAGGAAAGAUUAUGUUGUUUUGGAUUUGAAGUUGUUGAUUUAAUUUGUGGAAUUUAAUGUAAUAGUUUUAAGGUACUAAUGAUGUUAGAAUCCAACCAGGAAUCCUGCCCACUUAAAUUUCAUGGGGAUAUGAUGGUUUAUAGAUUAAUAUUUCCUAGAAAGCAAACUACCUUUUCUUC